Molecule: messenger RNA, 1501 nt
Organism: Triticum aestivum (bread wheat)
Lineage: Eukaryota; Viridiplantae; Streptophyta; Magnoliopsida; Poales; Poaceae
Product: protein SLOW GREEN 1, chloroplastic
Exons: 2
Coding region: 121-816 (231 amino acids)
Molecular function (GO): protein binding
Source: RefSeq, a predicted model, not a curated record
UCUCCAGCAAACAAAACUCCGCCGUUGCUCUCUCCACCUCUGUUCGUGAGUCGUGACUUGCAAACUCAAACCUGGGUAAUCUCCGCGCCGCAAACCCUGCCGCAAACCCUAGCCGCCGCCAUGGCCUUCCUCGCCGGCGCAGCCUCCAUCCGCAGCCCCUUCGCCCUCGUCUCCUCCUCCCGGCGCCGGUAUGAUCUACCCACGGCUGUGAAAGCCACCACCAAUUCGAAUUCGGUUCCCCCCCACCCCAUCAUCUCCUCCCUCCGCCUCGCCGCCUCCGCCGCGGUCCUCCUCGCGGCUACCUCCCCGGCCAUCGCGUGCACACCGUCCCCGCCUCCGCCUCCCGCGCUCACCGUCACGGUCUCACCCGAGGACGCCAUCCAGGACGACUCCCACCCCUUCGAGAAGCUCAUCGUCGAGACCGCCGCCCUCUCCCGUUUCGGCGGCGCGGAGGCCGCGCGGGCCCGCCUCUCUGCCGCCGGAGGCGGCGACCAAUAUGCCCGGCUCCUCGCGGCGCAGACGCUCUUCGUGGACGGCAAGGCCGACGAGGCGAUCGCCGCCUUCGAGGAGCUCGCGCGGGAGGACCCCGGCGACUACCGCCCCCUGUUCUGCCAGUACGUUCUGUACUCUGUUCUGGGCAGGGCGGCGGAGUCGGAGUCGAUGCUCGAGCGCUGCCAGGCGAUCGCCGGCGACAAAUUCAGCGCCAAUUUGACAAUGCCGAUCGCGGCGACCAAGGAGGUGGAAGCCGGAGCAGAGGCAGAGGCAGAGUCCGUGACAGAGAAGACGGAAACAGAGGCGGAAGGGGAGAAACUGUGAGUACAGUGGAUUUGGAAUCACCAAAUAAGGUGAGGAAAGUAGAUGGGCUCAAGUUGGAAUCUCGUGAUUCAACGGCUCAAUGCUGGUGAUUGGGCUAGACUGAUGGACUUUCAGUAUUGGCGUGCAUCGUUCACUGAAACCCGGCGCUUAAGAUGAGCCAGUGGGCUUUGACGCGACAGUUAGGAUAUUUGUGUGGAUACUCGUCAUCCGCCCUUCAAGACAGUUGGGAUAUUUGUGUGGAUUGCUGCACUAAGAAGUGUAAAUAGUUGUGACAAUGAAGCAUGUUCUUGAGGCAAUCUUAAGAGUCUUCCAACACAUCAGCACAAGACAGACACUAGGUAAAGGCUGGUUGCAGUCGUCGCUGCAUCCAAUUGUUACUACUACCGUCUUGCAGAGCACGUGACUGGUAAUUCCCUAUGCUCGCAAUCGCCGGCGACAAAUUCAGCGCCAAUUCAACAAUGCCGAUCGGGAGAGUCUGUGACAGAGAAGAUGGAAACAGAGGCGGAGGGGAAGAAAAUGUGAGUGCAGUGGAUUUGGAAUCACCAAAUAAGGUAGGCAUUUGGUCCCUUCUGUUGAAUUGAAGGAAAAGUAUAGUAGGAUGGAACACCAUGAUGCUCUCAUGGUACAAUAGAAUCAUAUAAACAGAGAGAAAUUCUAAACGGUAAUUCCUGUUUUGCAGUUCUGA